UUUCCUUUUCUCUCGUAUAUCGACGGAGCUGACGUGCUCCUUUAUAUUUAUUCUUUCUUUAUUGGAACUGACAAGGGAAAUAUUGGAACUAGGCCGGUCGUCCACGUUUACACAUUCUUUCUACCUUCAGCCCCAAUGGCCGACACGUCGGGUCUUCAGGAUCCUCUGGCGGACAAAGGGCCGGAACAGACGACGACGACAACGGUGCUCCUCGUUCUCGCCACUAUUUUCGUGGCCCUCCGGUUCUGGGCGCGUUGGUCGGUCGGAUUCAAGUAUGGCCUCGAUGACUGGUUCAUGGUAGUCGGCUUGGCCGUCACAUUUAUGGCCGGAGCCAUCAACUAUGCGAUGGUAGCACAGGGUCUCGGCCGGCACGCCGCCACCCUCCCGCAAGAGAUGCAAGUGCAGUUCCUGAAGCUGCUGCUGGCGUUCGAGUGCAUAUACGUCACGGCGGUCAUGUUCAUCAAGAUCUCUUUGCUGCUGAUGUACUGCCGCAUCUUCCCGUCGCGCAACUUCAAGAUAGCGGCCAUGACGCUCGGCGGCAUCACCAUCGCCUGGUGCAUCGCCAUCGUCUUCGUGUGCAUCUUCCAGUGCACGCCCGUCGCCAAGGCAUACAUGCCGUGGAUCGACGGCACCUGCAUCGACCUCAAGGCCUCGUUCAUCGGCAACGCCAUCCCUAACAUUCUGACCGAUGUCGCCAUCCUCUGCCUGCCCAUCGGCCAAGUGUGGAAGUUGCAGGUGACGUUGGCGCAGAGGCUGUCGUUGUGCUUCAUGUUCCUCCUGGGCGGAUUCGUUCUGUUUGCGAGCAUUUACCGCUUUACAACGCUCAUGCAAUUUCAAAUUGCUGACACGACGUGGACGCUCGCCACCGCGUGCACGUGGUGCGUUGUCGAAUGCGCGUGCGGCGUCAUUAGCGCAUGCCUGCCGACGCUCCGCCCGCUCAUGGUAAAAAUAUCGACGCAGUUCGGUAGCAUAGCGACCAAGUACAACCUUUCGGGCGGCCAGAGCGGCGGCCGCUCCAAGGCAGGGAGCCGUGGGCCGACGGAGCUCUUGACAAUCGGAGGCACCGGCGGCAAGUCGACCGACAAGGGGUUCCAGCGGCUGGGAACGGAGGACAGGAAGUUCGGCAUAACAACCAACAUCACGAUGCGAGCGGAUGAUGCGGCCACUAAGGCCGCUCCCGAGCCGGACUCGGGUGACGACCUCACGCUCAAGGGCGGCAUACGCAUCAAGGUCGAUCAGGAGGUCUGCUGGAGCGAGAACCGGGCACGGCAGGACGUCAAGUACGACGAGUCUUCGUCGCGGAGCGGUUCCUCGCACAUGGGCGCCAACCAGGUCUGAAGACCACGUCUGUUUAGUGUGUAACGAGUACCAGUAGUAUAUAUUCCCAUGACAAGGGCGGAAAAUAAUCGAAUCUAGUACAGCAGCCAACGUCAGCAUCGGCAGGCAUUCUCAACGUAUCUCGGCAAGCUUGGGAUUUUGGCUGCUCCCUUUAUUUGAUUUUCUCCUUGAUUUCCAAAGCCCUUUUUUAUUCUUCUUGUAGCUCGGCCACUGAUAGCGUGUGUACUUUAUUUGGGUCUGGUAAGCCAUCGCACUUUCGC
Molecule: messenger RNA, 1598 nt
Organism: Colletotrichum destructivum
Lineage: Eukaryota; Fungi; Ascomycota; Sordariomycetes; Glomerellales; Glomerellaceae
Exons: 5
Coding region: 136-1338 (400 amino acids)
Source: RefSeq, a predicted model, not a curated record